Molecule: messenger RNA, 321 nt
Organism: Durusdinium trenchii
Lineage: Eukaryota; Dinophyceae; Suessiales; Symbiodiniaceae
Source: the annotation of a GenBank genome assembly
GUAUGGAACAGGAACCACGAUUGCCAUUGCCAGGACCUGAGGGUGUGCCCGAGGCAGUUGCCUUCUCCCAUUUUGUGCAUCGCGUUCUCUUCGGCUUGGGAGAGAUUGACGAGAAGGAACAGGUGGACAUUGUAUUGGAAUCAGAUUCCAGCUCAGCGUUGCAGUUGAUUGGUGCUGUUGAUCUUCCACGUCGUUCCCGGCACAUUGAUAUCAAGUUGACAUGGUUGAAGGAACGUGUUAGUUCCAAUGAGGUGCAACUUCGACAUCGAGCGGGAACGCAGAAUGUGGCAGAUCUUUUCACCAAGCAGGAUACUCAGGUAG